AUGCAUGGAGACAAUGUGGAUAGUUUGGAAACAAGGCACAAGCAGGUUUAUCAGCUGGAGGCAGUGAUGGCUUUUAGAGAAGUUUUUCAGGAUGGUCACAUGCUUCAGAUGAAUAAGAUCAAACAAGUCCUUAAAGGACGAAGGACAGAAAAGCAAGGUAAUUGUUGGGCUGUGGUGUUACAGGCAGUGCAUCUGAGAUCUUUCAGAACACUGGUCCAUUCAGAAAACUCAACGUCCCUUCCCGUUUGUGAUCCUGAUGAUCUUCCUCAUGCCUCUUCAUCCAAUGCCUCCAAUAGUCAAGCAUCACCACAAUCUGCUACCACACCAAGGAUGGAAAGUACAACAGGAACCGCACUUGCUACCUCUUCAAGAACUCCUCCAUCACUCAGUCUUCAGGGUCCCCUGUGUCCUCCUGUGUGUCCCCCAGCUCCACUAGAAGAAUUGUCACCAGACAGCAUUGAUGCUCAUACAUUUGAUUUUGAAACUAUUGCCCAUCCGAACUUGGAGCAAGCUCUUAAGCAAGGAUCAUUAGACUUGGAUUCAUUAGCAGAAAGUCCAGAAUCUGACUUUAUGUCAGCAGUAAAUGAAUUUGUAAUAGAAGAAAACCCAGUAUCUCCUAAUGUAAUAAGUGAUCCACAGAGUCCAGAGAUGAUGGUGGAAUCUCUUUAUUCUUCGGUUAUCAAUGCAAUAGACAGUAGACGUAUGCAAGAUACAAAUUCUUGUGUAAAGGGCGUUUCAGUGGAAAAUGCAUCUCUCAGUGUUUGCAUGGAGAAGUGUAGGGUUAUUGCCCAAGACUCAAAGGUACAUUUAAGAGGUAUAAAAGAAGAUCUUUGCCACUUUAGAACACUUGUACAAAGAGAACAGUGUGACUUUUCUAAUUCUUUAAAAUGCACUUCAUUAGAAAUAGUAAAUACUAUUGAGAAGGUAAAACUUUCACUUGAAAAAACACUAAAAGAUAAACAUCAAAAGGAAUUACAGUCUUUGAAAAGUGAAUAUGAAACUAAAAUUAAUAAGUUAUUGGAGGAUGGUGAAGAAAAUAAAAAGAAGAUUAAAAAGUUAAAAGGUGACUUAUUAGGCCUUGAGGAAGUUCUUCAGAAUAAGAAUGAUGAAUUUACAAUGGUGAAAAAUGAGAAAGAAGCUGUAGUUUGCCUUCAGAAUGAAAAAGACCAGAAAUUACUUGAAUUGGAAUGCCAAAUGGAGACACAAAAUUGUGAAAUUAAGGAACUGAGACAGUCACGGGAGAUAGUACUUGAAGACUUGAAAAAACUUCAUGUUGAAAACAAUGAAAAACUACAACUCCUGAGGGCAGAACUUGAGAGUUUAGAGCAAAGCCAUUUAAAAGAACUGGAAAACAACCUUCAAGCCAGGCAUUUACAGGAAUUUGAGAAAGUUCUAGCUGAGCACAAGGACUGUUUAGAUCAAUUAAAGAAAGAGAACCAGCAUAGACUUGAACAAAUGCAGGAAUCUCAUGCAGUAGUUAUACAGGAGAAACAACAGCAAGUGGAAGAAUUGCAACUCAAGGUUUCAGAUCUGUCUGAUUUGAGGUGCAAAUUGGAAGUUGAACUUGCCCUGAAAGAGGCAGAAACUGAUGAAAUUAAGCUACUUUUGGAAGAAAGCAGAAACCAGCAACAAGAGACCUUAAAAUCUCAGAUUGAUAAGGAAACUGAAAGUUUAAAAAAGGAGAUAGAUAAAUUAAACAGUAAAAUACAAAUUAACAGUGAAGAGUAUCAAGUGGGCUUAUCAGAACUAAGGACUUUGAUGACAAUUGAGAAAGAUCAGUGCAUUUCUGAGCUAGUAGACAGAUAUGAAGAAGAAUCAAAUUUGCUUAGAACUGAACUAAACAAAGUAACACUUCUUCAUCAAAAAACUUCUGAGGCAGAAAAAAGACUUUCAGAGCAAAUAACAGAAAUACAAAGUAAGUUAGAGUUGGAAGUGAUUGCCCUAGAAAAGGAAAAAACAGAAAAAUUAGCUCUCUGUGAGCAGCAGGAAAAAUAUGAAGCUAUUAUCCACAAGCUUAAGGAAGAGAAAGAACUGUUAGUAUCUACCCAAGAACAAGACAGGCAGUUGCUCAUUCAGAAGCUCAAUUGUGAAAAAGAGGAUGCAGUACAAACUGCUUGUAAAGAGUUUGAAUUACAGAGAGAAGCUGCUGAAAAAGGGCUUUUGGAAAAAAUACAACAGCUUGAGAUGCAAGUAAACCAGAGUCCUCCCACUGAAUCAUCUGCUGAAUCAAGCUUGGUUGCUGAACUUCAAGAGAAGCUUCAGGAAGAAAAAAUGAAGUUCUUAGAGCAACUUGAAGAGCAAGAGAAAAGAAAGAAUGAAGAAAUGCAGAACUUCAGAACAUCGCUCACUGCUGAACAGCAGACCAACUUUAACACUGUUCUGGCAAGAGAGAAAAUGAAAAAAGAAAACAUAAUUAAUGAUCUUAGUGACAAAUUAAAAAUGCUUACACAGCAGCAAGAAAAAGAUAAGGAUUUGAUUGAAACACUUUCUGAAGAUCGAGCCCGCUUACUUGAAGAGAAGAAAAAGCUUGAAGAAGAAGUUAAUAAGCUGAGAAGUAGUAAUUUUUCUCCAUCAACCUACUCAGCAGCAGCUUCAGAAGUUUGUGGAGCCUGCGCAGCUGAUAUUCCCACUGACACAGACAGACUAGUUUCUGACAUCGCAGCUGAAGGGAGAAUGGACUCUGCAAUGGAAACCAGUAUGAUGGCUGUGCAUGAAAAUGUCCAUAUGUCUGAAGAAAAACAGAGGAUAAUGUUGUUAGAAAGAACUUUGCAGUUGAAAGAAGAGGAAAAUAAGAGAUUAAAUCAAAGAUUGAUGUCCCAGAGCAUGUCAUCAGUAUCCUCAAGACAUUCUGAAAAAAUAGCAAUUAGAGAUUUUCAGGUUGGCGAUUUGGUUCUCAUUAUCUUGGAUGAAAGACAUGACAACUAUGUACUGUUUACUGUUAGUCCAACCUUGUAUUUCUUGCACUCAGAAUCUCUUGCUGCACUGGAUCUCAAACCAGCUUCAGGUGCAUCUAGGAGACCUUGGGUGCUAGGAAAAGUGAUGGAAAAAGAAUAUUGCCAGGCAAAAAAGGCACAAAACAGGUUUAAAGUUCCUUUGGGUACAAAAUUCUACAGAGUGAAAGCAGUACCAUGGAACAAGAAAGUAUAACACAACAAAAUUUUGGUUCAUUCUGUCUCCAUUCUUUUUUGACUUGUCCUUCAGUGCUCGUUCAUCGCUCCAAAUACCAGGCCAUCUUUUUAUACUGAGGUCGUGUGACAAGAUACGUCAUUGAUGUACUGCUUUUACUUUUUAACAGGUCACAUUUUAGAAACAAGAAUUUAAUCAAAAACUCUGGCCCUAACUGUUCCAAUUUUUUUAUCCAGAUAACUUUAGGAGUGUGGACCAAAUGAGUUCAUUUUCUCAAAGGGCAACCACAUGAAACAUGGUUUGUUAGCCAUGUUAAUUGCCUGUUAAAUAUACAUUAGCUUGUAUUUAGAUGUUAAAUGUUAGUUGCCAUUAUUACCAGCAUACGUCCUUUUGUGAAAUCAUUUUCAAAGUACUUGCACUCUUUAACAGAUUCUUUAUAUGUGUAAAAUUCAUCCACUAUUUAAAGAGGAGUGUUCAUUGCAUGCAGAUAAUCAUAUAAUUUUUCUUCAACAUGGGUUUGCCUCAGUAGAUGAAUAAAAAUAACUACUGCAACUUGUUUCAUUACAUGAAAAUGCUCUUUAAUGUAAAAAAAAAAAAAAAACCCUGUCAUUUGAUAGACUGAUUUUGAAAAUCAGUCACAGCUAGAUCUGCAAUCUUCAAAAGCACUUUCGAUGGAUUGAUCACACAGAUUCUGAAGGGAAGACGCCUGUGCUGUUUGUUCAAAGUGAAGCACUUGUUCUUCCCAGCAAAACAGAAAUCUUGUAUUAAUCUAUUUAGAAAAAUCAUAUUGAUGAAAUUGUAUUUCAUGGUUGAGUUUCAGGAAAAAACUCAUUGUACAUUAACCAUACAGGAGUCAUUUAAGUAACAAAUU
Messenger RNA from Antrostomus carolinensis (chuck-will's-widow), 3997 nucleotides. It is a transcript of the gene RB1CC1, whose product is annotated as RB1 inducible coiled-coil 1. The transcript is spliced from 11 exons. Bases 1 to 3147 code for a protein of 1048 amino acids. Gene Ontology annotation, biological process: positive regulation of protein phosphorylation; autophagy of peroxisome; autophagy of mitochondrion. The record is from RefSeq and is a predicted model, not a curated record. Gene Ontology annotation, molecular function: molecular adaptor activity; protein kinase binding. Lineage: Eukaryota; Metazoa; Chordata; Aves; Caprimulgiformes; Caprimulgidae. Gene Ontology annotation, cellular component: phagophore assembly site membrane; Atg1/ULK1 kinase complex.